CGUGGGCUCGUGACGACAUGCCCCCCGGAAUACAUUCCGAUAACUACGAGAUAGUUGUUCAGUUCUAUUUCAUACGUUGGCUGGAGGAGUUGAGGACAUCGUUCCAAUAUAAAAGUGAAAAAUGUCGGUAGUUCGAUUGCUAACAAAUGGGGUACGAUGCCAAUUCCAAAGGGCCUACUCAUCAUCAGCUCCCACAACAAAAAUGUUUAUCGAUGGCAAAUUUGUCGAAUCGAAAACAUCUGAUUUCAUCGAUCUCCAUGAUCCAGCCACGAAUGAAGUAAUUACUCGUGUUCCAAAAUGUACACAAAGUGAAAUGCAAGAAGCUGUGGACUCAGCAAAACGGGCUUAUGAAACCUGGGGCAAGACAACACCACUCACCCGCCAACAAGUUAUGUUCAAACUUCAGGCGAUCAUCAAGGCGAAUAUGGGAGAGAUUGCCAAGAAUAUUACUAAGGAACAAGGAAAAACAUUAAUUGAUGCUGAAGGCGAUGUCCUUAGAGGAUUGCAGGUUGUCGAGCACAGUUGCAGUAUUCCUUCAUUACAAAUGGGUGAAACGGUCCCAAAUGUAGCUAGGGACAUGGACACAUAUUCACUAACCUUACCUCUGGGUGUAACUGCUGGCAUUGCACCCUUCAACUUCCCCGCUAUGAUCCCUCUCUGGAUGUUCCCGGUAGCGAUUAGCUGCGGAAAUACAAUGGUCAUUAAACCUUCAGAACGUGUACCUGGUGCCACAAUGAUGAUCAUGGAGAUGCUCAAUGAAGCGGGCUGCCCACCUGGCGUGGUUAACGUUAUUCAUGGAGCACAUGAUGCAGUAAAUUUCAUUUGUGAUAACCCAACGAUCAAAGCGGUAUCAUUCGUAGGAUCAGAUCAAGCUGGAAAGUAUAUUUAUGAACGUGCUGGAAGAAACGGAAAACGUGUCCAAUGUAACAUGGGUGCGAAAAAUCAUGGAGUUGUAAUGGCAGACGCUAAUAAGGAAAAUACAUUGAAUCAACUAGCUGGAGCGGCAUUCGGAGCUGCUGGUCAAAGAUGUAUGGCAUUGUCCACAGCGGUGUUCGUUGGUGAAGCUAACAAAUGGAUCCCAGACUUAGUGGAGCGUGCUAAGCAAUUGAAGGUGAACGCUGGUCAUGUUCCCGGAGCCGAUCUUGGUCCAGUAAUCAGUCAACAAUCUAAGAAACGAAUUCAUGACUUGGUAGAAUCUGGAAUUAAAGCAGGUGCCAAAUGUGUCCUAGAUGGUCGCAACAUCACAGUACCAGGAUACGAAAACGGUUACUUCGUGGGUCCUACCAUUUUGACUGACGUGAAACCCGACAUGGAGUGCUACAAAACAGAAAUUUUCGGCCCUGUCUUAGUAUGCUUGUCCGCUGAUACCAUCGAUGAAGCAAUCCAACUGAUCAACAACAACCCUUAUGGUAAUGGCACAGCAAUCUUCACAACAAAUGGAGCUACAGCACGAAAAUUCGUUAAUGAAAUUGAUGUUGGACAAGUCGGUGUUAAUGUUCCUAUUCCAGUACCUUUGCCGAUGUUCUCAUUCACUGGAACCCGAGGAAGUUUCCUGGGUGACAACCAUUUCUACGGAAAACAAGGUGUUAAAUUCUACACACAAACGAAAACUGUAACCCAAUUGUGGCGUGAAAGUGAUGUGACCCACUCGAAGGCUGCCGUUGCUAUGCCUACAAUGAAGUAAGGGGGGUGUGUAGAAGGAGUUGAGAUGUAAUAAUAAGGAACCUGUAUGAUACGCCAUGUUUUACUAAGUCUUCCAGUACCAAGGAGUUGAUGCAUUUAUUUUUGUAAACGAUCGUUGUCGUUUUUGUAUUUCCAUUCAAAUGAAAAUAUAAUGAACGAAUUAAAUAAGAUAA
Hermetia illucens (black soldier fly) is the source of this 1856-nucleotide messenger RNA. RefSeq names its product probable methylmalonate-semialdehyde dehydrogenase [acylating], mitochondrial. Gene Ontology annotation, cellular component: mitochondrion. NCBI's taxonomy places the organism in Eukaryota, Metazoa, Arthropoda, Insecta, Diptera, Stratiomyidae. Gene Ontology annotation, molecular function: methylmalonate-semialdehyde dehydrogenase (acylating, NAD+) activity; malonate-semialdehyde dehydrogenase (acetylating, [NAD(P)+]) activity. The transcript has 3 exons. The coding region runs from base 122 to 1684 and encodes 520 amino acids. The record is from RefSeq and is a predicted model, not a curated record. Gene Ontology annotation, biological process: thymine catabolic process; L-valine catabolic process.